ACAGGACGCUUAACCUGCUGCAGUGCGACAACUGCGACGAGUUAGUGCAGCACAAAGUAACGCAUGUAAACAACCAAGAAUUGUUAUAUUAAUUUCAGGAAUUGACCGCCGACUUUUAAAAUGGAUACUCCAGCUUGUCAAAAACAUUUGUAGAUGUUAAUGGACAACGACGUGUAAUGUUCUAAGCUAGGUACCUACAUGCUUGGCUAGCUGCUAUGCUACCCGAGUAAGGCUAUUGCUGCAUUCAAGGGCUGUCGGAAAGAAUAUUGACACCAAAGGUAAAAUUGUGAUUUGCUGUGUAAAUGAUAGUUUGGUAAAGUAACGAGCCACAACUUCCUGCAAAAAUUAGAAUUACGCCAAGUCCGUUAGUGACUGGGCAAUGUUACUACACUUUGUGUGGCGAAUUGAGGAAAAUUUCCAUGAGUACCUGAAGGCAGCAGUUCCUGUCCCGCAAAGUAAGCUAGCAUUAGCAAUGGAUGCAGUAGCCGGUAGAUGAAGAUCGCAGCAUCAGCACCAUCUAACUCAGUGAAAUGAAACAACUGAGUCUACAUUACAAAACAGUCGGGAGCUAUAUCACCCACAUCAGAUAAAAAUGAGCCGCUUCUGCUCAGACAACAACAACUUUCUUUAUGAUAACAAUGUUCUGGUUUUGGACAUGGUGCUGGACUCUCUGUGGGGAGUACCCCAGCCCAUAAACUGGGACAAUGUAGCUAAGCUAGUUCCAGGAUUCACACCUAAGGAGUGUGCUCAUCGAUUUGAAGAGCUGAAGAGCAUGGGAGGGUUUCUUCAUGUGGACAACCAGUGUAAUGCCAUCACAGAGGGCAGCACCUCCCAAUCUGAUGGCCUGUCCAUGCUGCCGGAGACAGGGGAGGUGAUGGAGACUGGAAGUAGUCAAAGCAUCAACAGAGUUUCGGGUUCCAAAUCAGUAUCUUCAGGAAAGGUUGGUGCUGUGGAGAAGAAGGAGAGAAGAAUGUCAGUAGAGGAUAACGACAAACCUCAGAAACCAAGAGAUCCCAACAUGGUCAUUCAUGUCUGUGACGAGACCAAGAACCUGAAGCAGGACUUUAUAUGUCCCAGAGACCUUCUAGUUAAAGAGAUGCGUUAUUUCGCUGAGUACUUGUCAGUGGACCCUCAGAGGUGGGAGGAGGUGGAUAUCUCUGUUCAUUGUGAUGUGCAGAUUUUCGACUGGCUCAUGAACUACGUCAGAAGGAACUCUGCAGGCGAGGGCAACAAGGACAAACCUCGGCUUGAGCCCAGCAAUGUGAUCUCAAUCCUGAUCUCCUCCGAGUUCUUGAAGAUGGAUACGUUAGUGGAGGAAUGUAUCCAGUACUGCCAUAAACACAUGAGUGCCAUUGUGGCUACACCCUGCAACAUGAACUGCAUCAACAGCAACCUGACAACCCGCAUCGCGGAGCUCUUUAAUCACAACGAGGCUGACGACAUCAGGGACCGAAAAGACAAGUUCAAGAGCAAAUUGUUUCAGAAGAAAAUCGAGCGUCUGUUUGAUCCCAGCUACCAGAGCAGAGAUUCCCCAGGAAAUGCUUCUACACUCUACAGAUGUGGCCUGUGCCUUAAACUGCUGACCAAAGACACAGAGAGGAAGAUUUCAUGUGUUCCAGGGAAAAUCAAUGUUGACGCUCGAGGAGACAUUGUCUACACACACACCAGACAGAAGAGCUGGGAUGUACAUGAUUACAUUACUGGCCUGUAUGAGGAGCUCAAGUCAUGGGUGCUGGUCUACUGGAGAAUCUGGGGUACAAUCAACUACCUCACCUGUUCCAGAUGCCAACAGGUGUUUGUGUGUGCAGAGCUGACCCAUUGCAAGUAUCACCCAGACAGUGUGGUGUAUGCUGGCCUGGGUGCUGAGAAGGGCUGGCAUGGAGCAGGAGUCUACCCCUGCUGUAACCAGAGGGUCCUUCGCUUUGACCCCACUGGUAUGCCCAAGGGCUGUAGGAUGCGAGACCACAUAGUGAGUGUUCCUGACGAAGAGAACUGCGACGAGGCCACCUCAGCCCAGAUCAGAGUCCUCAACGACCUUCUGCUGCAUAGGGACUCUGUGUGUUUGUCCAACACACCGCCUGCAGAGGGCACCGAGGGGAGCCCAGCCAGUGCAGAGAAGGUUCACGACUGUGAUGUUCUCCUGGAGCCAACACUGCUGAGACCUCUGAGGGGAGACGGCAGCACCUUUUCCCUCUUGAAAAACUGGAGCCUACAGCUGAGGCAGCAGUCGCUCCUGUCAGAGGAUGAGGAGUACACCACAGGGUCAGAGGUCACUGAGGACGAAGUGGGGGAUGAAGAGGAGCUGUCCAAGAAACAAGCUGCUAAGAAGGCCAAGAAGGCCCACAGGCCCCUGAAAAAGCAGAUGUCUUCCCCCAACUUCCAACGCAAAGAAAAAGCAGAGAAAUCUCAAACUAGAGAUAAUACACCUUUCACUGUGAGCAUCCAGAAGAGUAAGUGGGACAGCUCUCGCUCCAUGCGCUACAACCAGGAUGCUCAGAGGGAAGAAGACCAGCGUCGUAUGGUGGAGAUUGUUGGCUACCUGACGCAGAUGAGAUUUGGAGACCAGGAGCAGAGCAAAACUAGGGACAAUAAAGAGCCUGCCGGAGGAAUCUACGCAAGACUGGAAGCCCAAUUUAAGAGCACUCCUCAAGCCAGACAGAGUUCAGACAAGAUACCCAGAUCGAAAAUACGCUACGCUCAAAUCCGUACCACAUAAAUGACGUGAAAACACCUGAUGAAGAGAGAACAAAGAGGAAAAGGCGAGAUCCAAAGAGCAAUAUAACUUCCUGCUGGCCCCUCUCAAGCCCGCCGUGGACCACGAUAGCUCUCACCCCCCCUUUGCAUAACUCAGGUGACUAUGGAUCACCAUUAACACAUCCUUAUCUGGUCUUGGCCCUUGAGGUGAAUUCAGCUGAGCUCUGGGGAAAUGCACUUUGACCUGUCUGUUUGUUCAAAUCAUUUUGAAAGCAGACAAAUGUGGGUUUUAACUGUGAAGUAUAGAUCCAGUAAUCGCAACAGAUCCUGCUGUUAAUCACAGAUGUUUUCCUGAGUUCUGCUGGAUACAGUUCUAAUUCAUGUCCCUUGUACCUUAACUGGAAAAUAACUGUACUGUAACACUGGGACCAAUAAAACAGAAACUAAAA
Betta splendens (Siamese fighting fish) is the source of this 3143-nucleotide messenger RNA. It is a transcript of the gene sanbr, whose product is annotated as SANT and BTB domain regulator of CSR. NCBI's taxonomy places the organism in Eukaryota, Metazoa, Chordata, Actinopteri, Anabantiformes, Osphronemidae. Bases 593 to 2716 code for a protein of 707 amino acids. The transcript is spliced from 21 exons. The record is from RefSeq and is a predicted model, not a curated record.